Molecule: messenger RNA, 741 nt
Organism: Monoraphidium neglectum
Lineage: Eukaryota; Viridiplantae; Chlorophyta; Chlorophyceae; Sphaeropleales; Selenastraceae
Exons: 7
Coding region: 1-741 (246 amino acids)
Source: RefSeq, a predicted model, not a curated record
AUGAUUUUUGAGCCUAGGUACCGCGUGCUGUUCAAUACCCUGAUGGACGGCAUGCCCGAUAUAGAGGAGGGCCUGGUCCAGAAAGAGUCGCCCUACGCCGGCACGAAGCAGUUUGGCAUGUGCUACGUAGACGGCAACAGCGGCAAGAUGGCCACGGUGGGCACGCUGCUGCAGAUCCAGGCGCACUCUUUCGAGGCGGACGGCCGCAUUCUCGUAGUCAACAAGGGCAGCGAGCGCUUCAGGGUCACCAAGGUGGUGAAGGAGCGGCCGGUGUUGAUUUGUGAGGUGGAGGUGCUGCCCGAGGAGGAGGACAGCAGCCAGGAGGCCAAGGCCCUGGCCGAGCAGGUGGCGGACCUCUUCAGGAACGUGUUGCGCCUCUUCAGGAAGGUCAAGCGCCGCCAGCAGCAGCAGCAGCAAGGCAGCUCAGCAGCCGCGGCCGCCGCAGCCGCGGCCGGGGUCGCUGACGCGGAGGACGACGACAGCUUGGAAGAGCUGUCUGAGCUGGCGGAGCUGACGGACAAGCCCACGCAGCUGUCCUACUGGAUCGCGUCUGUUCUGGGGGAGCACCGCCUCACGCAGCAGGUGUUGUUGGAGGAGGACUCCACCCUGGGGCGCCUGCAGAAGGAGGCGGAGGUCCUGGGGGAGACGAUGCGCUUCUACAGCGCGGCCACGGCGCUGGAGAGCGUCUUCAGCAGCGGCGGGGAGGGCGGCGCGCAGCCGCCGGCCGGCGGGCCGGACUGA